Messenger RNA from Lolium perenne, 1834 nucleotides. Its product is annotated as heterogeneous nuclear ribonucleoprotein Q. Lineage: Eukaryota; Viridiplantae; Streptophyta; Magnoliopsida; Poales; Poaceae. Gene Ontology annotation, molecular function: RNA binding. The record is from RefSeq and is a predicted model, not a curated record.
CAAUCAACUCUCCGGUGCGAACCCUGGAAGCCCUAGCUAUAAACUCUGCCCAAAUUCGCCGUCCUCUACCUCUUCUGUUCACCGCGCGAGGCAGCAGCAGCAGCAGCUUCCCCCAAAGCCAAAUCCCCAACCCACACAACUCCACUCUCCAGGUUAGGGCUUUGGGAUGUCGGAUCGGCAGCCGUCGGAGGAGCCGGAGGAGCAGGUGGACCUGGAGGGGGACGACGACGUCAUGGACGACGAGGAAAGCUACCGCCGCCGCCGCCACCACGGCGGCGAGGACUCCGACGAGCCGGAGGAGGAGCCGCAAGAGGUGGAUGCCGAUGGGGAUGACGACGCCGGGAUGGCGGUUGCGGCUGAGGAGCCUGCCGCCGGAAGCGGCGACGAUAUGGACAAGGCUGAGGCUGAUGGGCCUGAGGACGAGGAGGAGAAGAGCAAGUGGGAGGAGCUGCUCGCACUGCCCCCGCAGGGCUCCGAGGUGUUCCUCGGCGGCCUCCCGCGCGACACAACCGAGGAGGACCUCCGCGAGCUAUGCGAGCCAUUGGGCGAAAUCUAUGAGGUGAGGCUGAUGAAAGACAAGGAGACGAAGGAGAACAAGGGAGUUGCCUUUGUCACGUUCACUGCCAAGGAUGUGGCGCAGCGUGCUAUCGAGGAACUGCACGACAAGGACCACAAGGGGAGAACACUGCGAUGCUCCUUGUCUCAGGCAAAGCACAGGUUAUUCGUGGGCAAUGUACCCAAAGGGUUGAGUGAGGCGGAGCUCACGAGCAUUAUCAAAGGCAAGGGGCCAGGGGUAGUCAACAUUGAGAUGUUCAAGGAUUUGCAUGACCCAAGCCGGAACCGUGGGUUCCUCUUUGUUGAGUACUAUAACCAUGCUUGCGCAGACUAUGCCAGGCAGAAAUUGUCAUCACCAGACUUUAAGGUUGAUGGAAGUCAGUUGACUGUUAGCUGGGCUGAACCCAAGGGAUCAACAUCAUCAUCAUCAUCGGAUUCUUCUUCUGCUGCUCAGGUGAAGACUAUAUAUGUGAAGAACCUACCAGAGAAUGUUUCAAAAGAGAAGGUAAAGGAUCUCUUUGAAGAAUUUGGAGAGGUCACAAAAGUUGUUUUACCGCCUGCUAAGGCUGGACAUAAGAGGGAUUUUGGGUUUGUUCACUUUGCUGAAAGAUCAAGUGCACUGAAGGCAGCUAAAGGAAGUGACAAAUUUGAAAUUGAUGGGCAAGUGCUUGAAGUUUCCAUGGCCAAACCAUUGGGUGAUAAGAAACCUGACCAUUCGUACAAGGCUGGAGGAGCUCCUAACUAUCCUCUUCCUCCUUAUGGUGGCUACAUGGGAGAUCCAUAUGGUGCCUAUGGUGGUGGUCCUGGAUUCAACCAACCUAUGAUCUAUGGUAGAGGGCCAGCGCCAGCCGGGAUGAGGAUGGUACCAAUGGUGCUCCCUGAUGGCCGCCUUGGCUAUGUCUUGCAACAACCAGGUGGAAUGCCUCCUCCACCCCCUCCUCGACGUGGGGACCGACGUGAUGACCGACGUGAUGGUGGUGGCAGAGGCGGUGAAGGAAGCCGGCGCUAUCGCCCCUACUAGUUUUUGCCUUCCUCGCACUUGGUGAUGAUGAAUUUGUUAGCUUAUUAAUGAGUUAGGAGCGUGUCUUGUUGUUGCAGCUAAGACUUGUACUCUGGCGCCACCCAUUUCAAUAACUUAUGUACCAUGCAGUGCGUGUGAGUUGUGACUUGAAAACUGAGUGCCGUCUCUUUCGUUUCUACUAAACAAGACUGACGGAUUGUUAGCAGACACAUCUAUUGGAGCUCAGUUCGUUGUUUAUGAAAUGAUUGUUUUUUCUUA